AUGGCGGCUGCUGUUGACGUGCCGGUCCGAGUUUGCAACCAGGAGAUCGUUAAAUUCGACCUUGAGAUUAAAGCGGCGGUUCAGGAUAUCCGGGACUGCAUGGGCCCUGUAAGUACACUUACAGAACUGAAUGCCAAGGUAAAGGAAAAAUUUCAGCAUUUGCGGCUUAGAAUACAGGAGCUUGAACAGAUGGCUAAGGAACAAGAUAAAGAAUCAGAAAAGCAACUUUUGCUCCUAGAAGUAGAGAACCAUAAAAAGCAAAUGCUCAGCAAUCAGACAGCAUGGAGGAAGGCUAAUCUGGCUUGCAAAAUUGCCAUUGACAAUGCGGAGAAAGAUGAAUUAUUGCGAGGAGGAGACCCUCUAAGACAAAGGAAAACUGCUAAGGAAGGCUUGGCUGAGGGGGCCAGUAACAUCACUGAGAGCCUGAUGGGUAUUAGCAGGAUGAUGUCUCAGCAGGUUCAGCAAAGUGAGGAGGCUAUGCAGACUCUAGUCACUUCUUCACGAACCAUCCUGGAUGCAAAUGAGGAAUUUAAAUCCAUGUCUGGAACAAUACAGUUGGGACGAAAGCUCAUUACAAAAUACAAUCGCAGGGAAUUGACUGAUAAACUGCUCAUCUUCCUCGCCCUUGCUUUGUUUUUGGCCACAGUGCUUUACAUCCUGAAGAAGAGACUUUUUCCCUUUUUGUAAAAUUCUCAAGGGAGGGGAGGAAGUAUGAAUGUGAGGCAAAUAGGAUGGGAGAAUUUAUGAUAAGGAUCUGACUCUGUUCUAACAAAGGAAAGGUUCGAGGAGACAGGAUUUCGUGCUGUAUAAACAAAAGGUAAGCUUACUUUACAUGAGCUUAAUGAGGUACAGGUUGAGCCGAGAGAGAGAGAGAGAGAGAGAGAGAGAGAGAGAGAGAGGGGGUCCAGCAGGGGACAAGUGCAGGUCAGAUGCUCUUAAGAGUGGCAGGCGUCAGUUUUAAACUGGACGGUGGGAGGCAUAUUCAUCCCAUCAGAGUAUGGGUCAUAUGUUUCGCUUCCUUCCUCUGUUUAGAAGAUAUGGUGAUCUAAAUUAAGAAAGGCAUGAGAGAAUUGGGAAGAAACUGCUGCAAAUUCAUUCAGACACAUUCCUCCACUAACCUCUGUUUGGAUCCAGAAAGAGCUGGGAGUCUUAUGCUAAGUAAAAAAUAAUAAUAAUAAUAAAAUGGAUUAAAGAGGGAAGCAUCUUACUUUUGCUUCUUUUAUACUGCCUUUUGAAUUCCACUUCAGUUAAUUCCAGAUGUGAAAGAGCAGUAUGGUUACAAAAUCCAUAUCUAAUUGUGUGUCCUAGUACUUCCAUUUUUAUGAAAUCUGAGUUUGGGAAGUUUCUUGUGCUUCAUUCCAGUUUUUGCUUUGGUGGCCUAAUGUUGAUCUCUGGGUAGAAAAGUAUAUUGCUGAGAAUUUCUUUUACUGAAACUUCCGUAUUCUUUUUCUGUUGCUCUUCUAAUAUAAGAUACAUAAAAUGAGGUUUCGGAGCUGGGGUAUGUACCAUCCCCUCCCAGGGGUGCAGCUCUUCAUCAGUGUAUAGCUUAAUGCAUAGGAGGGGACCCACAUUACAGCUCUAGAGCCCCUUUCCCCCUUUCCCCCUCCCCAUUGAUCCUUGGCAGGGUAUGCAUUGUGUCAGGCCUGUGACAACAUACAUCAUGCAUGCUGGCUGGAUACUUCACUUGAAGCACAAAUGACCUGCUCUGUAGGGACCUGGAAAGAGCAGGGCCACUGGAUCCUUCUGUGAGAGGCAAGGAAAGUCUUCUCAUUGCAGAUAGUGGCUAAGCAUAUUGUCACAAACUCAGCAUGGUGGGAACCUGCUCGAGGAAUGGCAGUGUGAAAGGUCUCUAUGGGUAUUUCUGCUCUCCAUUGGUUCAGAGGUGCACUAGAGGAAGAUGUUGGAUAGUGCUUCAGGAUUUGGUUUGGUAAUGUGAAAGUAUCCCUCAUGACAUAUGAGGGAACUUUUCUGUUAUCAAACAAUGUAUAGUUUUUAUUCCAAAGCAUUUGAAACUAUUAAAGCACUUCACAUCAUACUCCUUUCAAAUAGCAGAGCAAUUCUUUUCCUCUAUUAGUGUGUUUCUUUGGGAUUUUUCAAGUGGCGUUGACCAAAACACCAAAGCACAAGUGCAAAUCACUAUUUUGUAUGCUAUUCUUUGAUGGUGCAAUGUAUUUAUUAAAAACAAACAAAGGCAAUUUCCCUCGCAUUUUCUAUUCUUUUCUAAUAGUGCUUAUCUUGAAAUUGCCUUGAAAUUGUGUGUAUUCAAGUAUCUUUGUCUUCUGUAUUGUUUGUAUUUGUAGCUGAAAAACACACUUUUGGUUCCCUUCCCCUCUAAGAAUCAAAUUGGAAACUGAAAUGAAACUAAUCUUCAGCGCCACUUUAUCUUGUCAGACCUAAACAAUAUUGACAUUAUAAUAUGGUGUCUUACAUAAAGUCAAACAGAUCAAUUGCUGACUCUGUACCUGUCAGCUAGAAUUGUUACAUAUGAUGAACUAUGUUCUCGCGGUUUUCAUGCAAAAAUUGCUGAAGGUUACACAUGGGUUCUCACUGAACCAUCUCUCUUCCUAAUCUUACCUAUCUCAAAUUCAGCUUCGAUUGCUAUGUUGUAUGGAUGGCCCAAACUAGUCCAUGUUGUUUAAAAGCUGGAAUACAUUAAAAAUAAUAAUUCUAGAUAUUUAAAUGUGUGUUAAUGCAAUCAGUUAAGUAAGAGUUUUUACAUAUUUAAUUUAUUUACUUUGUUUAUACCCUGCCUUUUCCCCCACUAGGGACCCAAGUGGCUUAUAUGUUCUUCUCUAUUUUUUCUUCACAAUACCACUGUAACUAGAGUGUGUGUGUCUUGGCCUAAGGUCACCCAGGAAGCUUCCAUGGCAGGGUAGGAAUUCGGACCUGGAUCUCCCAGAUCCUAGCCAACACUAACCCCUAUACCACACUGGCUGUCUCUCAUGAAUGGGACCUCAUAUUUCCAUCUUGGAUUAGCACUGGGCAUAGAGUGGAGUCUGUUGGCUGGAGACGACCCUAGCUUUAAUGAAACAGGUGUGCCAGAAUUGUAGCCCAACACUAACCAUUAUGCUGCAGUGACUCUCACAUUGCCUCUUAAGAUCCAGAUGCCAUAUAUGUGCUUCCAGCGUUACUAUGGCCCUGUUUAUUGUAUGAUACCUUCACCAUUUUGAAUGAUUAUAUGCCUUUUAAAGCCUUGGAAAUUGAUACUUUUGAUUAUCUGAGUACGGCAUUAUUUUCUAAAAACAGAAUGGAUUAUACUUAAUCCAGUGAAUGCUUUCUAUACUCAGUCUAUAGCAAUCUUUUAAAUACAAGCUAAAAGUUUUAGUCUUGUAAUAAGAAGGUUGAGGAUCAAGCAACAAAUGAAUAUUCUUAUCUGUUCAGAAGCUAGUAAUGUACUUGUGUGAGCGUGAGUGCAUGCAUAUACUGUGAAGGAAUACCUAAUAUACCCUGAAUGGCACAUGAGGUAUAUUUUUGGAGUAUAUUCUGUCCAACAGUCAUUGUUGCCUAAUAUCUCAACUAGCUGGUCUAGUUGAGGAACAGCAACUUUCUUCCUGCUCCUUUCCGAUUCCCUCUUUUUUGCUUAUUUGUCUUGCUUCCUGUAUGAACUCAGAGGACUGGACUGUGAAUUCACAGAGUUCAGUUGCUCGUAGCCACAUGAUUUAUGUUUAGGAGCUCUUCCGGAUAAUUUUACCACCCAGAUAAUGUGUUUGCCUUUCUAAGUGUUAAAAGGGUUUUUUGUAACUGCUUAUGUUUUAUUGUUAAAGAUGAAGGAAAAUUUCAA
Eublepharis macularius is the source of this 3781-nucleotide messenger RNA. It is a transcript of the gene BNIP1, whose product is annotated as BCL2 interacting protein 1. Bases 1 to 687 code for a protein of 228 amino acids. Gene Ontology annotation, biological process: retrograde vesicle-mediated transport, Golgi to endoplasmic reticulum. Gene Ontology annotation, cellular component: endoplasmic reticulum; SNARE complex. The record is from RefSeq and is a predicted model, not a curated record. The transcript is spliced from 6 exons. Lineage: Eukaryota; Metazoa; Chordata; Lepidosauria; Squamata; Eublepharidae. Gene Ontology annotation, molecular function: SNAP receptor activity.